Molecule: messenger RNA, 1720 nt
Organism: Cicer arietinum (chickpea)
Lineage: Eukaryota; Viridiplantae; Streptophyta; Magnoliopsida; Fabales; Fabaceae
Product: glycosyltransferase BC10
Cellular component (GO): membrane
Molecular function (GO): glycosyltransferase activity
Source: RefSeq, a predicted model, not a curated record
GAGCGUGAGGAGUGAGUGGGAUAAGCGCAUUUCCCUUUCGUUUUGGUUGACGAGACCAGACAGACAUCCCAAUAAAAAUAAAAAUAAAAAUAAAAAAUAGAGAGAGUAGCGACAACAUUUGCGAUUGUGUUCUCUCUUACACGCUUCUUCUAUUCCUUCUAUUGCUUGGUCUGAUCAGAUCCGUCUCUGUUAAUUAGAUCUGAAUUAUAUAAUUAGUUGAUAUUAAUGAUUGGUGAUAAUCGCAUCGAAUGGCGAGGAUGCGUGGAGGAGGAGGAGGAGGAGGAGUAGAAGAGGGAGGAGGAGGAGAUAAAGAGAGAUCAGAAAAACAUGAUGGAUUAGUUCGAUUGGUACAAAUAGUAACAUUGUUGGUCGUGUUUGCCGGCGGUGUUGUUAUCGGUUUAACAACCACUUCUCACAUUCACUACUUCAAUAAAAACAACCUCCAUUUCAUUUAUGAUGACGAUAUUGCUCAUCACAUUAACAACAACAAUAAUAACUCUAAUUGUUCAAUUCUUCAAACUGUUCCCAUUCCUCCUCCACCACCACCACCACCACCACCACAUGUCCAAGAGGAACAGGAUAUGUUGGAUUCUUUUCUUCAUCCUUCCAACAUCACCCAUACCUUACCUGAUGACCAGCUUUUUUGGAGGGCCUCCUUGGUCCCUAACCAACGCCACUAUCCCUUCACUCGUACACCUAAACUUGCUUUCAUGUUCCUUACUAGGGGUCCUUUACCCUUAUUGCCACUUUGGGAGAGAUUCUUUCAAGGUCACUCUCAUCUCUUCAACAUCUAUAUUCAUGCUCCUCCUGGUUAUAUUCUCAACGUUUCAGAUUCUUCCCCCUUUUACCAACGCAAUAUCCCAAGCUGUUUCGUGGGGAACAGUGACGCUGGCCGAUGCAGAGAGGCGGCUUCUAGCCAAUGCACUACUGGACUUUUCAAAUGAGCGUUUUGUUCUACUUUCAGAGAGUUGCAUCCCUGUCUACAAUUUCCCUACUGUUUACAAAUAUCUCACUAAUUCUGCACAUAGCUUUGUUGAGUCAUACGAUGAUCCUUCUCGUUACGGCCGAGGCCGCUACAGCCGCAGUAUGCUUCCUGAUAUUCAGCUUAAACACUGGCGCAAAGGAUCUCAAUGGUUUGAACUUAAACGCGCUCUCGCGGUUUAUAUUGUCUCUGAUACACGAUAUUAUUCUCUCUUCCGCAAAUAUUGUAAGCCUGCUUGUUACCCAGAUGAACAUUACAUUCCAACCUUCCUCAACAUGUUUCAUGCUUCACUCAAUUCAAACAGAACAGUUACAUGGGUUGAUUGGUCAAUGCUUGGUCCUCAUCCAGCAACUUAUGGGAGAGACAAUAUAACUGUGGGUUUUAUACAAGCUAUUAGGAAUAAUGGUUCCCUUUGUGGAUAUAAUUCAGAUACGACUUCCCUUUGUUACCUUUUUGCACGUAAGUUUGAUCCAACUGCACUGGAGCCUUUGUUAAACCUCUCUUCAGAAGUUAUGAACUUUUAAUUUUUUCUUUUUAUCUAUUCUUUUAGUUUUAGUCCCUAGAUUUUGGUAGAGUAUUUCAAAACUUCAUUAAGAAAUCAUUUGGCAUUGGUAGACCUGUACAGGUAUAUAUUGUUAGAGAUUUUGGGUUCUCUACUAGAGAAUACCAUAUUGUUGCAGAAACUUUGUUCCUUCAAAGAAGGAAUCUAUCAAUACAAAUUUUUUAUCUUUUCACCUA